AUGUCGAUUUCAAGGUCCUCGAGAGACCUGCUCUCCCUGUCCCGCCAAUUGAACCGAGUGUCGAGACCAAACAUUCCCCGCCAUGUCCUGCUGCCACGAACAUCCUCGCGAGCCGUUGCCUCUUACACGGCGCCGUACCAGGCCAAUGCCAUAUCGGUGAUCCAAAGCAAUGUCGAUGCGACGAGCGACGAGUUCAAGGAAAACCAAAAGCUCAUGGACGAAGCAAUGGCGAGAUUGGAGAAGCUGACGCGGACCGCCCAGCAGGGAGGCUCUGCGAAAGCUAGAGAAAAACAUCUUGCCCGCAAGAAGAUGCUGCCCAGAGACAGAGUGACAGCCCUGAUUGACCCAGGCACAACCUUUAUGGAGCUGUCGCCAUUGGCCGGCCACGAGCUAUACCCGGAAGCCGAUGUGCCCGCGGCAGGUAUUAUCACCGGCGUCGGCGUGGUGGAGGGCGUCACCUGCGUGAUUGUCGCCAACGACAGCACAGUGAAAGGUGGCACAUACUACCCCAUCACGGUCAAGAAACACUUGCGGGCACAGGCUGUCGCGCAGGAGAACAAGCUACCCUGUAUAUACCUCGUAGACUCGGGCGGCGCAAACCUGCCCCAUCAGUCCGAUGUAUUCCCAGACCAGAACCACUUUGGCCGCAUCUUUUACAACCAGGCGCGGAUGAGUUCUCAGGGUAUUCCUCAGGUAUCAGUGGUCAUGGGACUCUGCACUGCCGGUGGUGCUUAUGUGCCCGCCAUGAGUGACGAAAACAUCAUUGUCGAGAAGCAGGGUAACAUCUUCCUGGCUGGACCACCACUGGUGAAAGCAGCUACCGGUGAAGUAGUCUCUGCGGAAGAACUUGGCGGCGGCGAGAUGCAUACUUCGGUAUCGGGUGUAUCAGACUAUCUGGCUGUGGACGACGCGCACGCCAUUGUUCUUGCACGGAGAUGCAUCAGUAACCUGAAUUGGCCCAAAAAGGCAGAUCCCCCAGCAGCCUCGAUCGCCGAGCCACUUUAUCCCGAGUCUGAACUCUUGGGAAUUGCAUCUACCAAUCUGCGCAAGCCGCUGCCCAUUCAUGAAGUCAUUGCACGAAUCGUAGACGGCUCUCACUUUUCCGAGUUUAAGCGCGACUUUGGUUCAACAUUGGUGACUGGAUUCGCCAGCAUCUAUGGAUACAAGGUCGGCAUAGUGGCUAACAACGGUAUCCUGUUCGGCACCUCGUCUCAAAAGGGCGCUCACUUUAUUGAACUCUGUGCGCAGCGAGGAAUUCCUCUUGUGUUCUUGCAGAACAUUAGUGGUUUCAUGGUCGGUAAAGAGGCCGAGCGGGAGGGCAUUGCUAAACAUGGAGCCAAACUUGUGACGGCUGUAGCAUGCGCCGACGUUCCCAAGUUUACCGUCGUAGUAGGUGGCAGCUAUGGUGCAGGCAACUACGGCAUGUGUGGUCGUGCAUACAGCCCGAGAUUCUUGUGGAUGUGGCCAAACGCCCGCGUAGGUGUCAUGGGCGGCGAGCAGCUGGCCAAUGUGAUGGAGACGGUAGGACAAAAGGCAGACCCCGAGUUGCGAGACCGUAUCGAACGGGAGAGCGAUGCAGUGUAUUCGUCUGCCCGACUUUGGGACGACGGUGUGAUCCCACCACAACAUACAAGGAGAUAUCUGGGCUUGGGCUUGAGAGCGGCGUUGUCGGGCAAGAACGAAGUCAAGCAUGGCGAUACAAGAUUUGGUGUUUUCAGAAUGUAA
Molecule: messenger RNA, 1725 nt
Organism: Pestalotiopsis fici W106-1
Lineage: Eukaryota; Fungi; Ascomycota; Sordariomycetes; Amphisphaeriales; Sporocadaceae
Product: methylcrotonoyl-CoA carboxylase beta chain
Exons: 3
Coding region: 1-1725 (574 amino acids)
Biological process (GO): L-leucine catabolic process
Cellular component (GO): methylcrotonoyl-CoA carboxylase complex; mitochondrion
Molecular function (GO): methylcrotonoyl-CoA carboxylase activity
Source: RefSeq, a predicted model, not a curated record